This is a messenger RNA of Sipha flava (yellow sugarcane aphid), 7634 nucleotides long. RefSeq names its product sodium channel protein 60E-like. Bases 616 to 7545 code for a protein of 2309 amino acids. Gene Ontology annotation, biological process: membrane depolarization during action potential; neuronal action potential; sodium ion transmembrane transport. Gene Ontology annotation, molecular function: voltage-gated sodium channel activity. The record is from RefSeq and is a predicted model, not a curated record. The transcript has 35 exons. Gene Ontology annotation, cellular component: voltage-gated sodium channel complex; plasma membrane. Lineage: Eukaryota; Metazoa; Arthropoda; Insecta; Hemiptera; Aphididae.
AUGGUGCGGUGGUCGUGCGCGUACCCUUGACGCUCGUCGACUUUCGUUCGCCCCGUCGUCGCCCACGGUCGGUUCCUCCACCCCCUUCGCCCACUCGCCGUUCAUCGGUCGCAGUAACUUGUUGAUGACCGCGGUAUAAGCAGUGGUCCCGUCACCGUCGUAAGUCAACGUCGACGCGGUAACCGCGGGUUUUCGUCCGUUUUUUCCACCCCGUCACCGUCGCCGCCAUUGAAAAUAAUAUUAUUUAUAUUUUACUAUUUUAUAAUUAUUGCAAUACAAAUAUUAUUUAGUAUCGUUUUUAGUGAAAUAAAAUAAUAAUAAUAAUAAUAAUAAUAGAGAAAAUUGUAAUAUGUUAAUCCUUGUGCGUUUCGUUUCUUUUCAUUGCGCUGUGCAACCACUAUUACUACUAGUGCAGUCUCUCGUAUCACGCCGUCCUUUGACUAACGGUUAUUGUUCACCGACAAUGAUUACGGGAUGCGGAAUAAUAUGUCAUUGGUCAUCGUUGAUGAUGAUGACGACGACGGCGACGACGGCGACGGGAGAAUAACGUUCGCCAGAGGGAUAAAAGGAAAUUAAUUGUAAGCACGUGAGUCCGUGAAAUAUAAUCUUCCGAACAUGUUGCCGAUCCGUUUACCAAAUACGAUAUUGGCAAGCCGUCGCCAGCAACCACCUACACCUAGUCCAACAGAACCGAAAGUACAAGUACGGCCAUUAACCAAAGAUUCGCUAGAGACUCGACAACACGUAUCAACAUCUGUUGGAUACGGAUACCAAACUCGAAAUAAAGUGUGCGUGCUCGAUGGGUCUGUGUUGCCUAGCAAAUUCGAACCGUUUCCUAAUGAAUUAUAUGGUAUGCCACUUGAAGAAAUUGAUAAUUUUAUAUUCGAUGAGACGUUUUGUGUGGUAUCUAAAAGGUUUCGGAAGAAUUAUAUACACCGUUUCACUGCCACCAAGUCUUUCUUUAUGUUUUCUCCUUGGAACUCAUUUCGACAGCUGUGCAUAUACAUUUCUACCAACCAAAUAUUUGACUAUGUGGUUAUGACCACAAUAUUGCUCAAUUGUGUCUUCCUAGCAAAAACCGAUUCAGUCGAAGAAGCUGAAUAUAUCUUCUUGGCCAUUUACACGGCCGAAAUGGUUAUUAAAACCAUAUCUAAAGGAUUUAUACUAAAUAAGUAUACUUACUUACGAAAUCCAUGGAACUGGCUUGAUUUCAUCGUCAUCACUUCAGGCUACGCCACAAUUGGUAUGGAUGUCGGGAAUUUAGCCGGGUUGCGUACCUUUCGUGUACUCAGAGCUUUAAAAACCGUAUCUAUAAUGCCAGGUCUCAAGACGAUCAUCAAUGCUUUGUUGCACUCAUUCCGACAAUUAGCUGAAGUCAUGACAUUAACUAUAUUCUGUCUUAUGGUAUUCGCUCUGUUUGCACUUCAAGUAUAUAUGGGUGAAUUACGGAACAAAUGCGUCAUGAUCAAUGAAGGCAACAUAAAUUGGCUAAUAUGGAUAAAUAAAGAGCAAAACUGGCUGUCGGACGACGAAGGUAACCCAAUACUGUGCGGCAACGUUACCGGAGCGAGACAUUGCCCAGUUGGUUACGUGUGCAUCGGCGUUGGCCCUAACCCCAAUCAUGGAUUUACGAAUUUCGAUAAUUUCCUGUGGUCGAUGUUGACUACGUUCCAGCUAAUUACACUAGACUAUUGGGAAAACGUGUACAAUAUUGUAUUGGCGACAUGUGGCCCAAUGAGCGUAAUAUUCUUUACAGUGGUGGUAUUUUUCGGUUCGUUUUACCUGAUCAAUUUAAUGUUGGCCGUGGUUGCUCUGAGCUACGAGGAAGAAGCGGAAAUCACACAAGAGGAGAGGCGAAAAGACUUGACGGAUUACCGAGACGAAUCUACAUUCAGUUUUGACCCAAGCCGUAUCCCUGUCAAGCAAUUGGGCAAAGACAAAAGCAAAAAAAAAGUAGAUAGCCGUAAGGGCGUACUGCUGUCGUCGGUAACGCGCAAACGGAAAAAAUCCCGUAGGCGGCGAACGAUGUCACAACAACGACUCCAACCGGAUCAUCUGCAGAAACAGCAGCAAUACACACCAAACGAUGACAUGACGGACGAAGGAGCCGCGGUCGUGGAGACCAAUGCGGAAACUGAAGAGACGACGGUGGACGCGUCGAUGGUAUUGGUCGGUGAUGGUGAUGUUAGUGGUGGUGGUGAUGAUUGUGGCGGUGGUGAUGGUAGUAUUGGUGGAGGUGGUGGUGUCAAUAAUUCUGCAAACGAUUGCGAGGACUCGGGAGGAAGUCGUUUUUCAACACCACGCCGGAAACCACCACUAUCGUCACCUGACCUCCCCAAGGCGCCUUCUCCGCAUCCGACCACCCCACCACCUCAACCGGAACCACCUCCCGAGACCAUUGAUACGACUUCAGUAGUCACCAAAUCCGCAAUUGCUGCCACUGACACUCUACGGCCAUGUGCUCUUGUCGCUCCUCAAGGUAGAGAACGGUGGUUACUGGGUAGUAGACAAGGUAGUGCAAAUACUAGUGAAGGGAACAACAGGGAUUCAUCACUGGACGACUCUGGUGUAGUGGAUGAUCAUGAUGAUGGAGAAGCUACAUCGCAAUCACAAUCCCAUCACACUUCACCGCAACCACAGCAAUGCGGAUACCAUCAGUUACCACAAAAUUCCACUGACGAUAACAGUUUAGCUGUAUCCAAAAACAUAAAAGUGAUCAAAUGCAAUGGGCUGAAAACAAAACCAUUUGGUCGCAACGGCGAGGCCGAAUACGUGUCUCAGGUGGUGGUUAUUGAUGAUUUAGUCGAUCGGAACUGUUCAAAUUGUAAUAGGAAUUGUAUUGACUACCAGACGUGGUUGAAAGUUCAAAACUGUUUACAUAAAGUGGUUAGAGAUCCAUUGUUUGAGUUGUUUAUCAUGGCAUGUAUUAUAUGUAAUACAAUAGUAUUAGCUAUUGAACAUCACGGGAUGUCACAAUAUGUACGAAAUAUAUUGGACGUUGGAAACAAAGUUUUCACAACUAUUUUUACAGUUGAAUGUCUAUUCAAAUUGAUUGCUUUAAGUAACGAGUUCUUCAAUUGUGGCUGGAAUAUAUUUGACAUGAUUAUUGUAACAGCAAGCUUACUAGAUUUAUCAUUUGAAAUGAUCGAUGGUUUAUCAGUUCUUCGUUGUUUGAGAUUGCUUCGAGUUUUAAAAUUAGCUCAAUCGUGGACGACCAUGAAGGUACUCCUAAGCAUAAUUAUAUCAACAAUUGGAGCUCUCGGUAAUCUAACAUUUGUGUUGAUUAUCAUCAUAUACAUAUUUGCGGUUAUUGGUAUGCAGUUGUUUUCAAAAGAAUAUAUGCCAGAAAAAUUUGAUCCUGAUCCUGUACCGAGAUGGAAUUUCUCAGAUUUUUUUCAUUCAUUUAUGAUGAUUUUUCGAAUUCUGUGUGGUGAAUGGAUUGAACCCUUAUGGGAUUGCAUGAAAGCCGAAGAGAAAGAGGGUUUUGGUAUAUGUUUCGCUAUAUUUUUACCUGCAUUGGUGAUGGGAAACUUCAUGGUGCUCAACUUAUUUUUGGCUUUGUUACUAAACAGUUUCAAUUCUGAAGAAUUAAAAUCGAAAAAAGAGCAAGGUCAACAAGAAGUAGACGAAGAAAUGGCUCAUUACAGAGAAAGAUGGGCCCAUCAUGUUAGAGUAAUCAGUAACAUUUGCCAUAAGUGUAGAAAUCAAAAUUCGUCAAGAAGGUCCUCAAUCUCUUUAUCGAAUAUCCCAAGAGAUACAAUAGUAUCCCUUGUAGAUUAUGAGGAAGUCGGAGAUGGUUCCAAACUAGAAAGAAGUUUCGAACGAAUUCGUUCAAUUAUUAGAAAACGAAAGCGUCGACAAUCGCGAACUGAAACUUCUAGCUGUGAUACUUCCGUAAAUUUCAAAUUGGAGAACACAGUUAGGCAAUUAAUGCGAAUAAAAAAUGAAAAGAAAAAAUUGAAAAUAGAAACCGUCAAUGAAACGAAUGAUGAAACAUAUGAGUGCCAACCAAGCUGUGACUACGACAUAGAAAUGACUAAUAAAUGCACGGAAUCUGAUCAAAAUGAUGGAACAACAUUAGUUCUUAAUGCUGGAUACUUGGAUCAACAAGAAAAGACUGAACGACAAAUUCAACGAGUAAUAACGGAAGAUUCUUCGGAUACAGAUUACCAAAUACCAUUCACGACACAACAGGCUCCAGUACUUAAUGGUCAGGAAUCAACAUCUGAUGACCUAUUAUAUCAUCAAAUUAUGCAAGAUGCUAUGUGCUAUGCACCAACUUUAACAAGAGAUUUGGAAUUACCAAUAUUAGAUGAAACAUUCGAGCUACCUGAACAUCAUCACAGUAGCCCACCGCCCGCUGGUAUACAUCGUAGAUCAUACAUAUUGGCCACAAGACAAGACAGCAGUAAAGAUGAAAUAGACGAACAAAAUAAAAAUGUUUUAAAAAAACAACAACAAAGUGACACUAUAACAAUAGAUGAAAAGUCUAAAAAAAAACCUUGGAUAACACUUGUAUCUUAUGUGGAUGAAUUGACUGUGGGUGGAAGGAGAGAUUCAAAAGGAAAUUUUGUAGAUGCAGCUCCCAGUUUUCCAGGGUUCGGAAGAAAUAAACAAUCAAAAGCACCACAAGAAUGUUUUCCUUACAGUUGCUAUCAAAGAGUCGGAAUAAAAAAAGAAUGGUUGGAUUAUUGUUUUGGCGACCGAUGGCUAAGAUUUCGUCAAAAAACCCUAAUCGUUGUAGAUACUCCGAUAUUUGAAUGGUUUAUACUUGUAUUAAUUUUUGCAUCAAGUGUAACUUUAUGCUUCGAAGAUAUUUACCUGGACGAAAAUAAAACGCUCAAAACUGCAUUAUAUUGGACUAAUUUUACGUUUUGUGUCAUUUUCACGAUCGAGCUUAUGCUAAAAUGGAUAGCAUUAGGAGUUUACAAAUACUUUAAAAGUUUUUGGACAGCUUUAGACUUUAUUAUUGCAAUGAUGUCAAUUUUUAGUUUAUUAAUUGAUGAAAACGAAAAUUUAAAAGUAUUACGGUCGUUGAGAACUCUUCGAGCAUUGCGACCACUCAGGGCUAUAUCUAGAUGGCAAGGCAUGCGGAUUGUAGUAAAUGCUCUGAUGUAUGCAAUCCCAUCAAUUUUCAAUGUUCUACUAGUGUGUCUUGUGUUUUGGUUAAUAUUCUCAAUCAUGGGGGUGCAGUUUUUCGGUGGAAAAUUUUUUAAAUGUGUGGAUGACAACGGAGAACGAUUAUCAGUAAAUAUUAUCAACAAUCGCAGUGACUGUAUGCUCCACAACUACACUUGGUUAAAUUCAAAAAUAUCAUUUGAUAAUGUCGGUAUAGCUUAUUUAGCUUUAUUUCAAGUUGCAACAUUCGAAGGUUGGAUGGAAGUAAUGGCAGACGCUGUAGACGCUCGUGGCGUAGACUUACAACCUGAAUACGAGGCAAAUUUAUAUGCUUACAUAUAUUUUGUGAUAUUUAUUGUAUGUGGGGCAUUUUUCACUCUAAAUCUAUUCAUUGGUGUAAUAAUUGAUAAUUUUAACAUGUUAAAAAAAAAGUACGAAGGUGGCGUAUUAGAAAUGUUCCUCACCGAAAGUCAAAAACACUACUAUACAGCCAUGAAAAAAUUAGGCCGGAAGAAACCUCAAAAAGUAAUUAAGCGCCCAGUGAAUCAGUUUAUGGCUAUAUUUUAUGACUUAUCGAAUUCAAGAAGGUUUGAGAUAGCAAUUUUUGUACUGAUUUUUUUAAAUAUGUUAACUAUGGGUAUCGAACAUUAUAACCAGCCAGAUUCAGUUUUUUUCAUAUUAGAAGUUUGCAACGCAUUUUUUACAACGGUUUUCGGAUUAGAAGCCUUAGUGAAAAUUAUUGGUCUUCGGUUUCAUUAUUUUACUGUUCCUUGGAAUGUUUUUGAUUUUUUGCUCGUCUUAGCAUCUGUUCUUGGUAUACUUAUGGAAGACAUUAUGAUUGAUUUUCCAGUAUCACCAACACUUUUAAGAGUGGUUCGCGUAUUCAGAAUUGGUAGAAUAUUACGAUUAAUCAAGGCCGCCAAAGGUAUACGAAAAUUGUUAUUUGCUUUAAUUGUAUCUUUACCAGCACUAUUUAAUAUCGGUGCAUUACUCGGUCUGAUUACUUUCAUAUAUGCUAUAAUUGGUAUGUCGGUUUUUGGUCAUGUUAAAAAACAAAAAGCCAUUAACGAUAUGGUAAACUUUGAAACGUUUGGUAGGAGCAUGCAACUGUUAUUCCGAUUGAUGACAUCGGCAGGGUGGAAUGAUGUACUUGAAUCAUUAAUGGUACAACCACCAGAUUGUGAACCUGAAGCUCGAGGACUUCCGAACGGCAAUUGCGGACAUCCUAUUCUCGCGAUCACUUAUUUUACUAGUUUUAUUAUAAUAAGUUAUAUGAUCGUAAUAAAUAUGUACAUAGCUAUUAUACUGGAAAACUUUAACCAAGCUCAUCAAGAAGAAGAAAUAGGCAUUGUUGAAGACGACCUCGAAAUGUUUUACAUACGAUGGUCUAAAUACGAUCCACAUGCUACACAGUUUAUAGCAUUUAAUCAAAUUUCAGACUUCAUUGCAAGCUUGGAUCCGCCAUUAGGUAUAUCUAAGCCAAACAUCGUGGCUUUAGUCAGCUUCAAUUUACCAAUAGCAAGAGGCAAUAAGAUACAUUGUUUAGACAUACUACAUGCACUGGUCAAACAUGUACUUGGUCACGUUGAUGAAACGGAUGAAUUCAAAAAACUCCGAGAUCAAAUGGAUGUAAAGUUUAAAAAGCAAUUCCCUACACGUAAGGAACUGGAAAUUGUGUCAUCCACGCGUUUGUGGAAACGUCAAGAUAAAGCCGCAAGACUAAUACAAAGAACUUACCGAAACUUUCGAAGGCGGAAAAAAGACAUAACGGAUUUGUAUUCGGAUACUCAGUCGUCAAGCCCUGGAGGUUGGCAGUCACGUCUUUCGUCAUUUUUACAUGUUAAAGGCAUGUCAAUUAGUGGUAUUGGAGGUGGUGUCGGUAGUAGUUCUAGAGCUUCUUCCAGGAAAUCUUCCAGAGCGUCCGACGCAUCUGACAUAUCUGAACUCGGAGCAUCCCUCUGGCUUAACCUUCCAUUAUUUUUAUUAUCUGGAGCACAAUUAGAUACGGCAAAUAAAAAUGAUGAACAAUCGCCCAAGAAAAAAUCACUUGUCGAGGGAGGCGGCCCGCCCGUGCACAUCACGAUCAGCGAACCGUCACCGGAGGCGAAACCGUCCAACGCGCUGCUGCCACUGUCGCUGGACGACGUGAGCGGCGGCCCCGCGGUCGCCUCGGACCGGAACCGGAAGCAACAGCAGCACUUGCAGCAACACGCGACCAACGUGAGCAUCACCAUUACGGACGCGUCGCCGGACAGCGCGUGCGGCCCGAAACCGUUGCCGACCGGCACAGCCUGCACCGCGGCGGCUGCUACGGCGGCGGCGACGGCGCACACUAAACGGUUGGCGUUUCGGCGCGCGAGCGAAGUGAAAAUCGUACAGCACAAAGCGCUGGUGCACAGGACGUCGGAAGAUCCACCGCGCAGCUGAUGGAAAUGGUACCGCGUACGAACAAAAAAAAAAAAAAACCUACCGCUGCGCUCCUGUUGUUGAUGUUGUUGUUGUUGUUGUUUUCGUCU